UACUAACCUAACUGCUGGGUCUUGUCCAUCUCGCUGAUCGAUUCUGAUAUGCAAUGGGCGUGUAGCAGGAUAUUAAAAGGCUCCACUACGCAUCGGCUACGAGGAAAGGCAGGCCGGAAUCGAUAGUCAGAAGUAAGAAGUCAGGUCGACCGCCAUGGCGCCCGGGCCACUUAACCCUGUGACGGUCAUGGAGCAGUGCCAGGUCUCGCCGUCGCCGUUGCCAUCGCCGUUGCCACCGGCCGUGAAGCCACAGACACUGCCGCUCACCUUCUUCGACCUCGUCUUCUGGGACGUCCCGCCCGUGCAGCGCCUCUUCUUCUACGACAACGCCGACCCCCUCGGCGCACCCGAGUUCCUCCUCCACGAGCUGCGCCUGUUCGAGAAGUCCCUGGCCGCCGCGCUGCACCACUUCUAUCCCUUGGCCGGGACGCUGGUGUGCAGCAUACCGGAGGCCGGGGCGCCCGAGGUCGUGUUCUCGGACGGCGACUCUGUCCGCCUCACGGUUGCGGUCGGCGGCGAUGACUUCCAGGACCUCGCCGGCGACCACGCGCGCGACACCGCGAGGCUCCGUCCGCUGCUGCCUUCGCUGCCGAGACACGGCGGCGGCGGCGGCUCUCGAUGCAGAACUCAGGACGUAUUUGCCGUCCAGCUCACCGUGUUCCCUCACGCCGGUUUGUGCAUUGGCACGACGCUGCACCACGCCGUGGCCGACGGUUCCAGCUACGUGCACUUCAUGAGGACGUGGGCCGCCAUCCACCGCCUCGGCCCCGGGUGCGGCGGGAAGUGGGCCGCGGUGGACGCGCCCCCGCUGCUCGACCGCAGCGUCGUGCGAGACGAGAACGGGCUCCGCGAGGUGUUUCUCCGCGACCACCGGGCUCACGAGGCGGCCGGCGGCAAGCGGCUCCACGGCUGGGACCUCGGUCAACGUCCGGGCGCCGCUGGCCUCGCGACGUUCCGGUUCACGGAGAAGCUGCUCCGUGGGCUCGGAAGGCAGGUGGAGUCGGAGACCACGGCGCGGCGGUUCGCCCUACGCGCUGGCUUUCGGUGCUGUCUGGACAGGCAUCGUGCACGCGCGCGGCAGCAGCGCCAGCUUCGGGGUUCGUGACCGGGUGCAAGCCCCGCGCG
Messenger RNA from Triticum aestivum (bread wheat), 1125 nucleotides. Its product is annotated as malonyl-coenzyme:anthocyanin 5-O-glucoside-6'''-O-malonyltransferase. The coding region runs from base 155 to 1105 and encodes 316 amino acids. The transcript has a single exon. Lineage: Eukaryota; Viridiplantae; Streptophyta; Magnoliopsida; Poales; Poaceae. The record is from RefSeq and is a predicted model, not a curated record.